UAUUUUCCCAGUCUUAAAAGAAACGUGUUGGAAUACGGACGUAUUGAGAGGAAAAACAGCGAUUAUUUUGAGAAAAGUUCGAAAGUCAAUAUAAAAAGAAAAAAAAAAAAAAAAACAGCAACAAGAAAAUAAUAAAUAAAAACAAAUUAAAUACAAGAGUAAAAAAAUUAUAAAAAUUAUUAUCUCGAAAAGAGAGUAUUUUGUAAAAAACAAAACACAAAAACAAAUGAAAUAUUCAAUUCAAAUAAAACAAAAUAGAAACGAAUGAUUAUUAUUUAUUAUUUGAAUAAUAUUGAAAUUCCGCAUCGAUAAUAUAACAACAAUAACAAGAGUAAUAACAGUGACAAAGUUAUUGGGAAUUGCUUAGAGGUGCUGUCGUAGCGAUCGAACAAUAAAUCCCAUAAAACAUUCAGUUUCCCAAAGCGAGAGUUCGAAUACGAACUGCUUGCUCCGGCCUUUUAUUUUCGCUGGAAUUUCUAUUAGAUUAAUUCAAUUGAUAUAUUGAUGGGUCAGAUGUCAACUACGACGAAUACGAAUACGACUGCGACGACGACAACAGCGACAGUGGCAAGUAUUGGUCUAUUUGAUUCGAUCGUGUCCAAGUCAUACCAAUAAUUGAAAUUCAAAUUCGUUCAACGUCUACCCGAGACGCCGGAACAUUGGCAAACGGCAAGGUGGUUGCAGUAUCAAGCCAUAUAAGCCAGAAAUCCCAUUCCAUUUAUCAGUGAAUCAGUGAUAUAAACGAAAAAAAGUAUUUAUUUGAAAAACAAAAAUAAACUGCAGUUCUAAAUCUCCCAAGAGAAAGAGAGAGGAGAGAGUGAAAAGCAUCUCUCCAUCAAAGAACAAAAACAAACUGAAACAUUUCAAUUUGUUUUCGAAGAGAAUUCCAAUUGCCCAUUUCGGCGCUGAGUUGUUGAUAAUUUCGAAUUUUGAUGAAUGUUUUGAGUUGUACGUCCGUCAUUGGACUUGAUAAGAAACAACAGCAGAAGAAAAGGCAAGCAGCAAUCCAGCCCGCAAGUCAGCCAGCCAGCCAGCAAUCUCAAGUAGCCCCUCGGUUCGUUUAACAUUAAAACGCCGUCAUCACUGUUUAGUCGUCCUAGUCGCAGUCGCUCGCAGUAAUCACAGUUUGCCUUUCUCCUUCCCCGAUCUUCAUCUCGUCAACUGAUUGUGGUGUAAAUUUGUGAAAUUGUUUUUGUACAACAAAAAAAAAAUUAAAUUUUCCAUACGGAAAACCCGUGGCAAACAUUCAAACAUAUUUAAGUCAAUGAGGAACAUAUGUAUGUGAGUGUGUCAUGAAAAAUCUGUAAUUCAAUAGAAUCCGGAGUCAUAAACACACAAAUACGGGAAGAGAAAUAAAACCGACCGACCGACCUACCGACCAACACAUCUGUGAUUGUAUUAGUGAAGGAAACCAAAAUCAAAUCGAAAAUCACGAAGAAAAAAUUUCCAAAAGUGGUUAACAUAAAACUACACUUGAAUUAAAAGAGAAUCAAUAAAAAAUAAUAUAUUAUUCAUAAUUGUGAAAAUGUUGUUACAAAAAUAUUAAAAUAAAAAAAAAAACAAACAUAACAAAAAAAAGUGUUUCAACCCGUAAAUACACAUACACAUUUAUAUCAAAGAGCAAAACCUUGAUACGCGCAGUCCUCCAAAAUGGCAUCAUUAGUUUAUGCCGUUUGGAGUAUUACCAAUGUGGCCUCGGUCCAUUGUGCUGCCCGACCCGAAAUCUCGCCCUGUACCUGUGAACCCACCUAUGCCCAUAACUAUGUUGAGUUGUUGUGCGAAAAAGUCGAUUCGUUCCAUACCAUUGUCAAUGCCUUGUCGAGUAAAUUUGAUCCCUAUGUCAAUGUCAGCCUGAAAAUAACGCAUUCGCAUCUAGAGGACUUGGAAAUGUUGUCGUUUAUGGAUAUGAAAAUGAAUUUGAUAAAACUUCGAAUGCAGUGGAAUGAGCUAAAAUCUGUUCCGGAAUUGCCAUUUCGAGGGUUAUCGAAUGUCGAGUAUCUGGGCAUAGGCGACAAUGAACUCGAAGAGGUACCUAAGCAUAUGCUAAAUCAUAUGCCGGUGGUAAAAACUCUCGAUAUUGGACGGUGUCGCAUAAAAUCUGUGCUGCAAGACGAUUUCAAAGGCAUACAAAUGCUAAUGAAUCUCUUCAUGCCGAGUAAUAAUAUAACACGCCUGGAUCGCAACACGUUUCCACCCAAUCUGGUGACACUACAUUUGGGACGUAACCAAAUCGAAAAUCUCAAUGGAACUUUGCGGCACCUGAACAAAUUGGAAUCACUUUUCAUCAAUAUGAAUCGUAUUGCCAGCUUGGAUGACGAACUGCCCGAAUCGAAUCGUCUCAAAUUGAUUAUAGCUCAAAAUAAUCGUAUUGAACGUUUGCCGGAGAGUAUGCGAAAUCUGAAUAAAUUGGAAACGUUGUACAUACAACAGAAUCGCAUACAAAGCCUGGAUCGUGUCCUGAAGAAUGCCCACAAUCUCAAUGAAUUGUAUGCCUCGAAUAAUCGCAUUGAACUGUUGGCCAGUGAUGAGUUUCAGUAUGCCACUAAAUUGGAAGAGCUAUAUCUGUGCAGCAAUCGAAUACAAUCGUUAAACGGUUCUCUGUUGCCAUUGAAAAAGUUGUACAAGGCGAACUUUUCAUUCAAUGCCAUCGAAGAGUUUUCCAUGGAUGAAAUACGUGGCCUGCUGACCCUUAAGCAAUUGGAUCUAUCGAAUAAUCUCAUAAGGAAAUUGUCCGGAAGUCAAGGCAAUAACAUUGACAAGAGUUCAUAUCUAAUUGAUUUAUAUCUGGAUCACAAUGAGUUGACAUCUCUGGAUGGUGCGUUAAUGGGCUUAAACAGUUUGAGGAUUCUAGGCUUGACUCACAACCGUUUGGAGCGUAUAUUACCGGAGGAUUUUAUUGGUCUGGAAAAGUUGGAAAUAUUGGAAUUGUCCCAUAAUCGCUUGUUAACACUGAGGGAAAUGCAAACGACAGUACUGCCAAGCUUGAAAAUUCUCAAAGUGGACUUCAACAAUUUGACUGUGCUCGAUAAGGACUUCCAUGGUCUACCGGUAUUGUGUCAAGCCAAUUUGACACACAACCAAAUUGUUUCGAUUUCUCGGGAAUUGGUGGCAAAGACCAGUUGCGUCAAUCACAAUGUACCAGGCCGUUUGGAAUUGUAUCUUGAAGACAAUCCAUUUAGCUGCAACAUGUUGUUGGAUGAAUAUUGUCCUCUGAUGAAAAACACGGAGAAACAAAUAAGAUUACGCACCAAAUGCUUUGAAACCUACGAAGAAAUGUGUCAGAGCCGUCAAUAUAUUUUGAUGUUGCCAAGUGUGAAUCUGAGCCAACAACAAGUUAUACCAGUUAUAGUACCGUCAACUGAACUCUUGAAGAAAGCAGAUAAUUUACUGCCACCACUAUUUGCACCAUUGGCAGGUGGUGGAGCCAACAUAAAGCCCUUGAUUAUAACACCAACAAUCAAAAUUGUGGAAGCGCCGGUCAUAACAAUACCGUUGACGACGACAAGCACUACCACCUCGACGACAACAACAUCAACGACGACUCCGGCUCCAAUAACCACAACUCAUGCUAUUGAUGCAACUAAUAACCCCAUCAUAAACACCCCAUUGUCUGACUCAACAACCGCAACACCUGUUAAAGAAGAACAGCUACUAAAUGAGACCAACGAUAAUGAAACCCUAAAACAAUCCAUGGAAAUCACAAAUGGAAAAGCAAUGCUGAACAACGAUGACGACAAAAUUGAAACAGCAACCAUUCAUAUGCCAGCACUUAAUGCCACCUUGGAAGGUGAUGUGGUUACUCCGGAAAUACAACAAGAAUCUGUGGUCACACAAAAGCCAGCCAUUUUAGUUGUGAAUAUUGACAAUGCAGCAACAUCGGACACGAUUCCCUCUAAUCCCGUUGUGGAAUCGAAAUAUUCAACUGUUGAAUAUAUAGCAAAUCUGGAAAAAGUUGUUGCUCCCAUCGAGGCGGAGCCACCGCAACAGCCGCCGCCGGAUGUGCUCAUUGAAGAGGACUCAAAAUCCAAUGCGAUACACGAAGAGUAUCAUAACAAUGUCAUGACCGAUUACGGAAGUGCACCACAAAAUUUAUUACAGCCGGAUGAGCCGCCUGAAAAUCCUUAAGAAUAUAUUGAUUGAUAAAUUAAUUAAUUGAUAUUAUUAAUAAUUCAUCAUGUUUAUUACAAUAAUACAACACAUACUAUAAUUAACAAUAACAACAACAACAAAAAGUAAUAAUUUAAGUUUUAAUAAUAUUUGCAUAACUUUAUGUCUUUGUCGAGAGUAUGUACGUACGUAUAGGUGAUCCAGAACCCCUUCUAUUUCCAUUCUAUUGAGCAUUCCUCCGCAGAUCGCGAUGGUGAUAUCAUGUGAUUACAACGAAGACGAGGAAGUAAAAAAAAUAUUUUCACCCGAAACAAAAAAGGAAAAUCCACAUCCUUCUAGUAUAUAACAAAACAAACACACACACACACACACCUACUGACACACUAACUACCUUUGAACUACAAGCAGAAUAUAUUGUUUAGUCAUUAUUUUUCAUCGACAGCAAAGAAAGCUCUUAAGUUUUAUGUGUUUUUUAUUAUUUCUUUGUUUUGUUUUUAAGUUUAGUUUAUAUUUUUUACAUAAAAAUUUGUUCUAUAUACGAAAACAUACACACAUCAUAUAACACAAUAGAGUACUAUUAUAUACUUCAUACAUAUGUAGCUGGUAAGAAAGGAUAAUGAGUAUGAAAACCCAAAACUAAAGCGAUGACACACAUACAUACAACAUACCCAUUGUAUAUAGAAUAGUAAUGAUUAAUUAAAUUAAACUUAGCUAUGAAAUGUUGAA
Messenger RNA from Musca domestica (house fly), 4833 nucleotides. It is a transcript of the gene ltl, whose product is annotated as leucine-rich repeats and immunoglobulin-like domains protein 1. Bases 1651 to 4125 code for a protein of 824 amino acids. Gene Ontology annotation, molecular function: protein binding. Lineage: Eukaryota; Metazoa; Arthropoda; Insecta; Diptera; Muscidae. The transcript is spliced from 4 exons. The record is from RefSeq and is a predicted model, not a curated record.